This is a messenger RNA of Racocetra persica, 175 nucleotides long. NCBI's taxonomy places the organism in Eukaryota, Fungi, Glomeromycota, Glomeromycetes, Diversisporales, Gigasporaceae. The record is from the annotation of a GenBank genome assembly.
AUGGGCUUGACAGAAACAGGCCUAAAGCAAGAAAUUGUAUUUAGGUUACUGAAGAAGGGUCAAAACCAAACAAGUACAGAGAAGUCUACAGAGGAAGUUGGUAUAACUAAAAAAGGAAAAGAAAUGUAUUUCCAAUUUGUAAAAUGCCAGAAUGAUUUAUUAUUAGAGCUGGAAG